AUGCACAUCCUCGUCACGAACGACGACGGCCCCCCCUCAGCCGAGUCGUCCCCCUACAUCCUGCCCUUCGUCCGCACGCUGGAAGCAGCCGGUCACACCGUUAGCGUCAUUAUCCCGGAUAGUCAGCGGAGUUGGAUUGGGAAGGCUCAUAUCGUGGGCCAAGACGUGCGAACGGAGGCGUACUGGCCUCCCGAGACUAACCCAGGCGUGCACUCUACCACCUCCGCCACUCCCCGUACCACCGGCCAAGAUGGCACAGGGGAAGCAAGGGACGGCCGGCAGCCGUGGGUACUGGUAUCCAGCACGCCAGCCACAUGUGCCCAACUCGGCCUCGGCUCCCUCUUCUUCACCUCCCGCGGCCCGAUAGAUCUAGUGAUUUCCGGCCCCAACUACGGCCGCAACACCACCGCCGUCUUCGCCCUCUCCUCCGGCACGCUGGGCGCCGCGCUCGAAGCCGCCGCGUGCGGAUACCGGGCCAUUGCGCUCAGCUUCGCGUUCUUCGACCGGGUCAACGACCCCGAGAUCGUUGGGGAGUGCUGUAGACACGCUGUCAAAGUGUGCGAGCACUUGGCUGCAAAGGCGGCGUGGGGGGAGGGGAAGUUGUAUAGUGUCAACGUGCCUGUGCUGAAAGGAGUGGAGGGGCGGAAGGUGGUGUGGACGCGGGUGCUGCAGAAUGUUUGGGGGAGGGGGGCGUGUUUUGCUGAAUUGCCUGAUGCUAAAGCCGGGGAGGAAGUGGAUGCCGAGACGGAGGAGGUGAGGAUACGGAGGCGUGAGAGUGGGGGUGCUGAGGAGAAGGAGAUGAUGAAGGGGCCGAAGGUGGAUGGGGAAGGGGUUGGUGGGAAGGGCGAGUUCCGGACGAGGCAUUUUAAAUGGAGUCCCCGGUACAAAGCUCAUGAGCAAAACUUUACCAUGCCUGGGAUAUUCGCUAACCCCUUUCCUGCAGGUUUACAGAUGUCUUCGACAGUGUAG
Saxophila tyrrhenica is the source of this 969-nucleotide messenger RNA. RefSeq lists its product as uncharacterized. The record is from RefSeq and is a predicted model, not a curated record. NCBI's taxonomy places the organism in Eukaryota, Fungi, Ascomycota, Dothideomycetes, Mycosphaerellales, Extremaceae. The transcript has 2 exons. Bases 1 to 969 code for a protein of 322 amino acids. Gene Ontology annotation, cellular component: P-body. Gene Ontology annotation, molecular function: hydrolase activity.